This is a messenger RNA of Branchiostoma floridae (Florida lancelet), 2380 nucleotides long. Its product is annotated as CUB and sushi domain-containing protein 3-like. The record is from RefSeq and is a predicted model, not a curated record. The coding region runs from base 221 to 2365 and encodes 714 amino acids. Lineage: Eukaryota; Metazoa; Chordata; Leptocardii; Amphioxiformes; Branchiostomatidae. The transcript has 13 exons.
UGGUACCGUAUAUAUUUCGGGUGUCUCAGAAACCAACUUCCUACACCGCAGGGCUAACCCUACUACAGUACCAUACCGGCCUGUAUCAUCAUUGUGUUAAAAGCCAUUUGUAAUCACCGCCACACCAGUGUCUAACGGAUAUCUCCUGAUUAUCACAAGACGCGACUGGAUCGUCCUUUGUGGUCAACUGAUCGAACUAACUGAGCAAGGUAAGCGAAAUAUGCGCCUCCACGUGUUCCUCCUGACCGUGGUCCUGUUCCUGUCGCUGACGGACGUGGAGGGCUGGAGACGCCGCCGACGCCGCAGGUGUCCCGUGGUGAACUGUCGAUGGAGCGGGUGGUCGCUAGGCACAUGUAGCGCCUCGUGCGGAGGGGGCACUGCUCCGUGUACCAGAACGAAGUCUCCCCCCGCAUCCUGUGGAGGUGCUGACUGCUCGGGAUCAGCCUCCUCCCGGUGUGCUUGUACCGGACCGAACCCGUGUCAGAACGGCGGGCGGCCAGCCUCCUCAGGCUGCACCUGCGCCGCCGGCUUUACUGGGUCGUGCUGUCAAACAAGGAUUUCUUGCCCCGCCAUCUCUCCCCCAACUAACGGCGGGAACAGUGGCUGCAGGACUUUCGGAUGUCGCAUGACGUUUUCCUGUAACUCCGGGUAUCAGCUGAGCGGUAACUCCGCCAUCACGUGUCAGUCUAACGGACAGUGGAGCGGAGCCAGGCCGUCCUGCAGCCGAGUCCAAUGUCCCACCCUCAGUGCUCCAUCUCACGGCACCAUAUCUGGCAGCUACUACUUCGGCGACAGAGUGACGUUUGGCUGCAGUUCCGGCUACAGCCUCCAGGGUAGCUCCACGCGCACGUGCCAGGCUGACAAGGCCUGGAGUGGCACCCAGCCUACAUGCACACGAAAGAGCUGUCCCGCCCUGACCGCCCCAGCUAAUGGUGGGAUGCAGGGAACGAGCUUCCUUUACACCGACGUGGUGAGCUUCUCGUGCAACCCUGGGUACGAGCUGAGUGGGUCCCAGAGCAGGACGUGUCAGGCCGACCAAGUCUGGACAGGCUCUCAGCCAACAUGCUCCCGAAAGCUCUGUCAGCAACUCUCAUCUCCAGCAAACGGACAAGUCACCGGUGGACACGCCUAUGGUGACGUCACGACCUUCUCCUGUGACACUGGGUACGAGCUGCAAGGUGACGUCACAAGGACCUGUCAGGCCAACCAACAGUGGAGCGGAGCUCAACCAACGUGCUCAAGAAAGACCUGUCCCGUCCUGGACGCUCCACCUAACGGCGCGGUGCAGGGAGGCCACCUGUACGGUGAUACGGCCACGUUCCGCUGUGACGCCGGGUACCAACUCAGCGGGACGGCCACUCUGACGUGUCAGGCCGCGCAGACCUGGAGCGAUACAUCUCCGGCAUGCAACAGAAAGGCCUGCCCGCCUGCCCCCGCUCCGACCAACGGCCACGUGUCCGGCGGACAUCUCUACGGCGACACGGCCACGUUCUCCUGCGACCCUGGGUACGAGCUGCAGGGGUCCGUCACCGCAGUGUGUCAGGCCGACCAGACAUGGAGUCAGGCUCAACCGGACUGCCAAGUGGUGACGUGCCCAGUCCUCCAGCCGCCGUCAAACGGACAGAUGACCGGCGGGAACUCGUACGGGGAGAAGGUCACCUUCAGCUGUAACUCUGGGUACGAGCUGAGCGGCAGCCGUGAGCGGACGUGCCAGGCUAACAAACAGUGGAGCGGGUCGUCUGCAGUCUGUGACAAGGUCCGAUGCCCCACGUUGUCCGCACCGGCACACGGCUCCAGCACUGGCGCUACUUUCUUCGGAGACACUCUGAGCUUCGUGUGCGACACUGGGUACGAGCUGUACGGCAGCUCUGGCAGCGUCACGUGUCAGGCCGACCAGACGUGGUCUGUAGCAGCGCCAUCUUGCAGAAAAAUAGUCUGCCCUGCCCUCUCCCCACCGCUGAACGGUCACGUGACGGGAGGUACCGAGUAUGGAGACAUGGCUGUGAUGACGUGUGAUGAAGGGUUCAGUCUGGUUGGUGACGUCACACGCACCUGUCAGGACAACAAGCAAUGGUCGGGUACACAGCCAACAUGUCAGAGAAAAAGCUGUCCGCAGCUGUCAGCUCCGGAUAACGGCGGCGUAUCGGGAGGAGUCCUGUUCGGAGACACGGCAACCUUCACGUGUGACCCUGGGUACGAGCUGGUGGGGUCCGCCACUCGGCUGUGCCAGGCUAACCAGCAGUGGAGCGGAUCACAGGCGUCCUGCCAGAGUAAGAACUGUUGUACACUGUUUCGUGGACACGAGACAUGUAUAUUGACAUUCUGGAGGCUGUCAUCUCUUUUAGAACAAAAUAUCAAUUCUUAACCAACGUCUGAUGGU